Molecule: messenger RNA, 2070 nt
Organism: Pyrenophora tritici-repentis Pt-1C-BFP
Lineage: Eukaryota; Fungi; Ascomycota; Dothideomycetes; Pleosporales; Pleosporaceae
Molecular function (GO): zinc ion binding
Source: RefSeq, a predicted model, not a curated record
AUGUCUGCGAAUCCCUCGCCCUCGCUCGCAUAUCAACUCCGGCAACUCCAUGUAGCGGCCGGAGACGACUCGACCAACUCAUCACGCCUGAACACGCCGCCGACUUCUUCGCUGCACCGCACGCCCAGUACUGGCAGUCAGCAUGCGGCUGCCAUGGCGGAAUUGCUCCCGGCAGAUGAUGGUAUGGCCCAUCUCCGUGCGCGCAUCCACGAAAUCAGGGCCCUGGACAUCUCAGACCAUGAGCGGGCUCGUAUGAUCCACGCAGUCAUGACGGAGAAGUACAACUUCAUGCGGCCAACGUCCCCAGCAAGCUUCAUAUCACACGACCGCCCUUUCACGCCCACAUCCGGAGAGUCGGUCUUCUCCGAGUUACACGCUUCGUCGCCCUACUCGUCUCCGUCCGAUACCAAUGCUGAUGUUCCCUUCAACCUCCGCGAAGGCGACACAAACCCGACGUACCGACCACAUCACCACUAUGAUGGCGCAGAACAUGGCGAAGACGAGGACGAGGAUACUGCAGAAGGGGAGCACGUGCUCGGCUGUCAGCAUUACAAGCGCAAUGUAAAGGUGCAGUGCUUUGAAUGUCGUCGCUGGUACACCUGUCGCCAUUGUCACGAUGCAGUCGAGGACCAUAACCUGAACAGAAAGAUGACGCAAAAUAUGUUAUGCAUGGUGUGUGGCACGCCCCAGAGUGCGAGUGAUUGCUGCAAGAACUGUGAAACUGAGGCUGCGUGUUACUAUUGUGACAUCUGCAAGUUGUGGGACAACAACAGCAAGAAGAAGAUCUACCACUGCCCAGACUGCGGUAUAUGUCGACGAGGAGAGGGUCUGGGUAAAGACUUUUAUCAUUGCAAGAGCUGCAAUGUCUGCAUCUCGAUAUCUCACGCAACCUCGCACAAGUGUCUUCCGGCUGCUACCGAAGGUGAUUGUCCAAUCUGCGGCGACCACCUAUUCACCUCGUCCACUGCCGUAGUCUCAAUGCCCUGUGGCCACUAUCUGCACAAAGGCUGCUACAAUCUCUACAUGCAAGCUGCAUACAAGUGCCCGAUAUGCAAGAAGAGCGCUGUGUGUAUGGACCUGCAGUGGCAAAAGUUGACACAAGCAAUCGAAGGUCAACCUAUGCCAGAGCAAUUCGCACAAACCCGUGCAGUCGUUCAGUGCAACGAUUGUUCUGCCAAAUCUUCUGUCAAGUAUCAUUGGCUUGGAAACCAGUGUGCCACAUGCGACUCAUACAAUACCAACGAGCUUCGCAUUCUCAAUGGGCCAGAGAGUGAAGAGGCUGCCAACGCGAUUCUGGAUGCCGACCGAGAUGCUGGUUCGAGAUCACCUAUGAGCGUCAGUUCGCCAUCGUCCCAAGCACCACUUCGCUCUCCUCGAUACUAUUUCCAGCCAGAUGAGCCGGAGGAAACGUGGCUGCCAGGUCAGCUACCCUCUUUCCCCUUCCAAAUGCCGCAAUUUCCUGGAAGACCGCGCAUGCCACAGAUGCCGCAAAUGCCUCAGAUGCCCCAGUUUCCAUCCUUACCUCAGUUUCCACCGUUGCCAAAUUUCCCACAGAUACCACAGUUCCCCCAAAUGCCGCAGAUGCCUCAAAUGCCCGAUGCGGCACAGCAAAUGCUAGAGCGGGUUCGUAGAUCAUUUGAUACCUAUCUCAACCCAACUGGGGAUGUGCGAGCUGAGGAUGUGCCUAUUAUUGAUCUUGGCAAUGAUGACCGCACAGAACGUCCUGCCACAGAUGGCACCACGGUCAAAGAGCCUUCUUUGCCACAAUAUGUUUUGGAGCGUUUUACGCAAUCACUAGUGCGCUUCAGGAACGACCUGAACCCAGCCUUGUUUGAAGAGAUACCAACUUUGGAUCUGACCGAAGACCACGAUCCUGACGGAUUGCAAUUUUGGGGCGAAGAUGGUGGGCGGCUGGACCGCUACCUCGCAGGCGACGAAUACGACGACGAAGACGACAGCAGCAGUGACGAGGAGAGUGAGCACGAGGAUGACUAUGAGGACGACGAUGAAGAGUUCGAAAUGAAUAGCAAGAAACGCGGCAAGGAGUUUGACCUACCGGGUCAUGUCUAA